UCUUCACUCUCUAGCUGUCCUCGUCCUUCACGCAUCAAAAUGUGGAUACGCAUUUUGUUUUUGGAGAUCGACAUCAGGAUAUUGAUUUUUCUAUCCGUGUCACUUAUUUGCAUGUUGUGGUACAUAAAACAAAAGGAUCCACCCAACUUUCCUCCAGGACCACCAGCCCUCCCCCUUUUAGGAAACGUCUUCAGCAUUGAUCACAAGCAGCCUCACAUUUACCUGACCAAGCUCGCUGAGCUGUAUGGGAAUGUGUUCUGCAUGCGUCUGGGGCGAGACAAAACAGUCUUUGUAUCUGGAUGGAAGAUGGUCAAGGAAGCCCUGGUAACGCAGGCUGACAACUUUGCAGACCGUCCAAACACACCGGUGGUGACUCGAAUUUACUCUGGAAACUCAGCUGGACUUUUCUUCAGUAACGGAAAAGUGUGGAGGAGACAGCGACGGUUCGCCAUGGCAACGCUGCGCACUUUUGGCUUGGCAAGGAGCUCCAUGGAGCAACGGAUUUGUGAGGAGAGUCGACACCUGCUGGAGGCCAUUGAGAGGGAAAAUGGUCAACUAUUUGACCCCGUGCCACUUUUCAACAACGCUGUGGCAAACAUCAUCAGCCAGAUUGUGUUUGGGAAGCGCUUUGAAUACAAGGAGCAUAAAUUCCAGAACAUGCUGACUAAUUUGACAGAAAUGGCGUAUCUGGAGGGAUCCACAUGGGCCCUGCUCUAUAAUGCGUUCCCAGCUCUGGUGAAACAUCUCCCCGGUCCUCACAAUGAAAUCUUCACAAACUCCAAGUCUUUGGAGGCAUCUAUCCGCGAUGAAAUACUGAGGCAUCAGCUGGACUUGGACCCCAGCAAACCACGAGACUACAUUGAUGCUUUUCUUAUUGAGGAGAAAGACAAUAAAAACACGGAACUGGGCUUUGAUGUGGAGAAUCUGGUCAUGUGCUGCCUGGACCUGUUCCUAGCUGGCAGUGAAACUACUUCAAAGACCCUGCAGUGGGGUCUCAUCUACCUGAUCAACGACCCAAGUAUCCAGGGAAAAGUUCAGGCAGAGAUAGACGCGGUUAUUGGACGAACUCGACUGCCCAGGAUGGCUGAUAAACCCAACAUGCCUUUUACUGAUGCCGUCAUCCAUGAGAUCCAGAGAAUGGGAAACAUUGUUCCCCUCAAUGGGCCCAGAAUGACCACAAGAGACACCACGCUUGGCGGCUUCUUCAUACCCAAAGGGACAUCAGUGAUACCGAACUUGACGUCUGUGCUCUUUGACAAGAGCGAGUGGGAGACGCCACACACCUUCAACCCAGGACAUUUUCUUGACGCUGAUGGCAACUUUGUGAGGAGGGAGGCGUUUCUACCUUUCUCUGCAGGUAGGCGUGUGUGUCUGGGGGAAGGUUUAGCCAGAAUGGAGCUCUUCUUGUUCCUCAUCAGCUUGUUGCAGAAGUUUACGUUUUCAACACUGGAUGGAAUGCAGUUGAGAACUGAUGGCAUCGUUGGAGCUACACGCUCACCAUUCCCCUUCAAGAUUUAUGCCAGCACUCGAUGACUGUGUUUAUUGGAGCCACAUUGAAAGUGACACUGCUACAUUGAUACUAUUAACAGCUAAAAUCCCUUGUGAGCGUGUAAUAGCACCUAUUCCCUCUUUGCACAAACAAAACAGACUGAGCCUACUUCAUCACAUGAUAGUUGCAAAAGCAGGAACAAAAGCAGAUGUUUCUGUAAGGUUUAGGUAUUUUGUUGUGUAUUUUAGUUAUUCAGCUUCUACAGUAUUGAAUAUAUAUCUAUAUUAUUGUAUAUUAUAUAUUAAUAUAUAAUCAUUAUCUGUUGAUAAGCAAAAUCUACAAUGCAGAUUUUAGGCUGCAUAGUAGGAUUGUGUGUGGAUGGUCAGAGAAUGAGGGGUCCCGCCCUGGAAAGGAAGAAGUGACAUCAUUGGUGCGGAACAUUGCUAGAGGAACAGCCAGAGAGGGCUGGCAUCAUCACCCAAGGACCAAUGGAAACAAGCCUUGCAUCAAAACUGUCUCACAAACUGUAUUUGCUUUGUGGGAGGAAAAAAGCCAAUGUAAUCUGGGUCGGCUCAGAUGUGAUGUAACGUUAAGAUGGUACCUUUUCGUGCUCACUUGAACUUCUCCAUUGUCAGUGAUCAUGAGCCCCGACCCAGGACGAAACACAGUGAAUGACAUCAGUCUGUUUUCAGUCGCCCCAUUGUAGAGUCAUGUUUCUCCUCCAGUGAAAAACACCCUGCCUCAGCCAGAGACCCUGGCGGAACAUAAACAGGGGAAAGAUUGCAUCACACCUCUGCGGGGUCCACUGCAGUCCGUAACAGAAGAUUUCAUCAGGUCUCACGCCUGCUGUGCUUCACAAGCUACAGUUUGCUUGUUGAAGAUGUUUUGCCAUGCAUUAAAGCCAGUUCCCAAUUCUUUCUGUUGUGGUUCACGCACUCGCCCACUGGUAGCACUGGUUUGGUCCAGCCAGGUCCAAACAUCCAUGUCUCUCCUGACACCUCCUCAUCUGCGCACCACACACGGGGAGAGUGGAGCCAGUUCCAACAAAAGGGCUCAACAAUGUCAGGCUGCCACUGUUGGUGGUCAAAGGGAGGUUUGC
This is a messenger RNA of Synchiropus splendidus (mandarinfish), 2588 nucleotides long. RefSeq names its product cytochrome P450 2J2-like. Gene Ontology annotation, cellular component: cytoplasm; intracellular membrane-bounded organelle. Lineage: Eukaryota; Metazoa; Chordata; Actinopteri; Syngnathiformes; Callionymidae. Gene Ontology annotation, molecular function: heme binding; iron ion binding; oxidoreductase activity, acting on paired donors, with incorporation or reduction of molecular oxygen, reduced flavin or flavoprotein as one donor, and incorporation of one atom of oxygen. Gene Ontology annotation, biological process: xenobiotic metabolic process. The record is from RefSeq and is a predicted model, not a curated record. The transcript has 9 exons. Bases 40 to 1533 code for a protein of 497 amino acids.